AUGCAUUCGAAAUUCUUGGUCUUGGGUGCUCUGCCCAUCCUAGCCAUGGCGCGGGCAUAUCCUCCUGUUAUCAGAGGCCGGCAAGACCCAGACACCACGACAUCCAUCGAAACCUCUCGUCCCACCUCCCCGACUCACACUUGGACAGCCGCGGGUGAUGCAUCCGCCACAGGGCCGUGGGAUGGACACUACACCGGAAUCUACACCGGAACACUUCCCGACGAUGACAGCGGCCACUACACCGGUAUCUACUCUGCCACUGCAACCGGCUGCUCGGGCACGUGCACUGGAACACCUGUCGCGGACUACACCGGCAUAUACACUCCCACUGGAUCUGCGACUGGAUCUGCCACCGGCUGCACAGGUAUCUGCACUGGAACACCGACCGCGGCCUACACCGGCAUCUACACGGGCGAGCUCCCCACCACAACCGGCCAGAUCGCAUCAAACGGCACAAGUACAUCUGCACCCGUCGUCAUCGGCGGGGCUGGCAAGGGAGUACAGGGCGCGAGCUGGGUUGGUGGAAUCAUGGCCGGCUUUGCUGUUAUGGGGUUGGCUCUUUGA
Molecule: messenger RNA, 564 nt
Organism: Podospora pseudocomata
Lineage: Eukaryota; Fungi; Ascomycota; Sordariomycetes; Sordariales; Podosporaceae
Exons: 1
Coding region: 1-564 (187 amino acids)
Source: RefSeq, a predicted model, not a curated record